Messenger RNA from Sceloporus undulatus (fence lizard), 4541 nucleotides. RefSeq names its product apolipoprotein L3-like. Gene Ontology annotation, biological process: lipid transport; lipoprotein metabolic process. Lineage: Eukaryota; Metazoa; Chordata; Lepidosauria; Squamata; Phrynosomatidae. The record is from RefSeq and is a predicted model, not a curated record. Bases 1277 to 2398 code for a protein of 373 amino acids. Gene Ontology annotation, molecular function: lipid binding. Gene Ontology annotation, cellular component: extracellular region; membrane. The transcript is spliced from 6 exons.
CUGGCCUCUUAGGAUGCAUGGAUAAUUGAAACAGCAUACCUCCGCAUAUAGGAAGGGCCCACUGUAUUAUUAUUGAUUGUGUAACACUGUUUUCAGGGAUUGUGAUUGCUAUCAUGAAGGCCAGACUGGUUAAAAGGCAAAGUAUCAAAUGAAACAGUCUUCAGAAUUAUCUCUGCUGCACCAAUUGGAUGAUGAAGCGCUGGUGUGAAAACACCAUCUUCUGUCUCCCCACCAUGUCUCUGAGGUUGUCAGAAAGGUUUAGUUCUUGGGAGGGCUGGACUGGGUGGCCCUUGGUCUCUUUUCCACUUCUAUGAUUCUACUCUUAUGGUCAGUUUCCUCUACUCAAGCUCUCUUGGCUUUUUCUGGACUUCAGUUUAGAAAACAUUCAGGGGUAGCUGUGUUAGCCAUUUAACACAUACAAACAAAAAUCCAUCAGUGAUAUUUUUAUUGGUCAACUGAAAUGUACAGUAUAGUUGUUGCAAGCUUUUGAAGCUCUAUGGGCUUGUUCAUCAUGCAAGAUGUUACAAACCAAACAGGAGGGAAAAAAAACAAUUGAAGAUGUUAGUCAGAUGCAUCAGGAUUUAGGAAAACUGUUUCUGGGGGUGGGGGAAAUACAACUGCCAGAGUCCUCCAGCUAGUGAGGCCAGUACUGAUUCUGCUGGAGGGACUGCAUGAAUUGUAGCAAUAAGAUGUCACUUGGGCCAGCUUUGUCCCUGACAGGUCUUUGUCCUGUAACACCUACCUUCCUUCAUGGAUAAUGCCUUGUAGCACUGGACCAUUUCUUUUUGUUUUUUAUAAAUGCAAUGACACACAUUAAAAAGACUGUCACAUUUUAGGGAGAAACAUUCUAGGAAUUCAACAUAGGAAAGUGAAGGCAACAAACAGGCAGAAGAAAGCAGGAGCUGUGUGAGUGAAGGAACUUGGACAGAAGACCUCUGAGACAAAAUCAAUGUUAAAAAUUAACUUUCACUUUACCCAAUAUAUUGUGAAAGCCUCUAAUCUCUAGGGAACAGAUAACUGUUUAUCUAUAAUGAGACGGCUUUCAGUUUCUUUAUUUCUGCAACUACAUAUGCAACAGAAAUCUCUCCUCCCUGCUUUGAGACAACUGGAACUGGUGUGUGGUGAAAGCCUAUCAGAAAGAUCUAGCCUGAUUCAAAUCUACUUUCCUUACCUAUCAAACUGAAGAACAAGUAUGCUCUACAUAUAUGCCAAAAGAUCCCUGAAGGCUUGAAGUAGGCUCAGACUGAGAAGAGAGAGAGAUUAGAUAUUUGUUAAAAUGCCUUUGAAAAACUGCCAAGUUUAUAAAGAAGAGUUGGAGUAUGACAAAUUCUUGGGAAUCUCAGAGGGUCUGGUGGAUGAAUUAAAUAAUGAUAAAGUUGGAGAUGGUGAUUAUUACAUGGAAAUGGUGAAGGACAACAAUGAACUUGAGAGAUUCUACUUGGCCUGCUUUAUGAAAGAAUUUCCUGCUCAGAGAGAAAAGAUUGAAAAGUCCAUCCAAUGCCUUCGAGAAAUUGCAGAUGACAUUGACAAGACCCACAAGAAGUGUACCAUCGCCAGCAUUGCUACCAACUUUACAGGUGCCUCUUCUGGCAUUAUGAACAUCGUGGGACUGACUUUGGCUCCCUUCACGGCAGGUGGGAGCUUAAUCCUGACAGCCACUGGGUUUGGUUUAGGGGCGGUUGCCGCAGUCACUGGCAUGUCCACUGUUAUAUAUGAACAUGGUAAUAAUUCAAAGGAAAAAAAAAGAGCACAAGAGCUAAUAAGCGAAUGCCAAAAAUGCCUAAGAAAUGUCUUGCCUACCAGUGGGAUAGAUUUCAGUUCUCAAUGCCCACUGAAUAAUGGAGCUGUUGGGGAAAACGUCAAGCAACUUGUUUCCAACGUUGCCAGUCAAGUUCCCAAAAUGUACAGGGCUGCAAAAGGAAUCAAGUCUAAUGUAAAGGCACUGAAGCUUGCUCGAAACAAUCCUGGCUUGAAGGCUUUAGCCAAGCGAGCAACAGCUGUAGGAAGCACAUCCCAGCGUACAAUCAGGGGGGUCAAAAAUGUGGAAAAGGCCUUUGGAGGAACUGCACUUGCAAUGACCAGAGGAGCCAGAAUGCUAAGCGCUGCCACAGCUGGGGUGUUUCUCCUGUUUGAUGCAUAUGGCAUUGCCCAAGAUGCUAAACAUCUCACACAGGGAGCCAAGGCCGAAACAGCAGCAGAGAUAAGAGAGGAAGCCUAUAAUCUGGAAAAGCAACUGUACAAUCUCAACAGGAUGUAUGAGGAACUCAAAGACAUGAUCUUUGCACUAGUGGUCUUUUCAAGAGGAAAUUCAAACCCUGGUCUCCAGAGUUGUAGUCCAAUGCUCAAACCACUGCACCAUGCUGGCUGCCUGUUUUAUGUACCUAAGAGCAGCACCUAAGAGUUUUUCCAGAUCAAACAGUACAGAGACUUCUUUAAAAGUUCAGAGUUCUCUGACAAGACAAAGAGACUCAAUCUCAAUGAAAGUUAUUCUGCUGCUAAUGGAUUUGAAAUUGUAUUGCCUGUCUUUUACUGUCUUUUGUCACUGGUUCCCACAUGUCCAAGACAGGGAGUGGCCUCUGUCUGCACUGAUAUCUCUCUAGAGCAGUGGUUCUCAACAUUCCUAAUGCCUUUAAUGCAGUUUCUCAUGUUGUGGUGACCCCCAACCAUAAAAUUAUGGUGUCUCGGUUCCUAAGACCAUCGGAAAUAUGUGUUUUCCAAUGGUCUUAGGUGACUCCUGUGAAGGGGUCGUUCAACCCACAAGUUGAGAACUGCUGCUGUAGACCAUCUUAACUAACAGCAGAAGUAACAUCUGAGACAAAAUGUAGGUCAGUGACUCUAAUCAUCACUGUUCUUUUGUAUGAUUUUUAACAUCUUUGCCCAAUGAAACAGCCAGUGAAGUUUUGAAAGCUUGCAUGAUGUUCUUUUUAGUGAUUAUAAACAUUUCCUUGGAAACUUUGUUGCAGACCAAAAGAUGGGAUUACAAGUGUUUUUAUACUUUAAAAAUAUUUUUAACAAAGGGCAUGAACAGACAGGCCAAAUAAAGCAGCUUCGGGCCACUUUAGAGGUGUGCUGCUUAAAUGAUGCACAUGUCCCAAAAGACCAGAAGCUGUGCCGAAGCUUCGCUCCAGUCCUUGGGACCGGAGUGCAGCUUUGGCGCAGCUUCCAGCCUUUUCUUUCGGCCUGUGUUUGGGCCCAAACUAUUAAAAUGUGGGUUGUUAUUGUUAGGCUAAAGAAAGACCACAGUAAAAGUUAUACAUCAUCUUCAGAAUGCCUGUGCCAAAAAUACUGUUGAAUAUUCCUGUAUUAAAAUCUUAAAUACUGUUGUACUAUUUUAAUGAUAAUGCUAUCUGCAUCUCAGAGAAGAAAAAGUUCAACAGCACUUUCAACUCCCCCAGGAAACAUUGCAAUCAAAUUACGGUAUUGUUCAGUACAAGCUUCUUCAACUCUCCACAAUGAUUUACUCUCCUUCUCCUUCCCCUUACAAAUUCCUCAGAUCUUCCUCUUCCUAAUGCAAAGUUUCAUAGCCAGCCCUAACAUUAAGUAGAGGGAGGAGAUGUAGGUGGGCUGCAGGUGUCAUGAAACAUCAGCCCUUUUUUAUUUACUUUGCUGUCAUCUUUCUACUGCUGUGGAGAGAUAAAUACACACCAGAUUUUUCUGCUUCAAAUGCCAGAUUAACUUGGCUGGCUUUGGAUACUAUCCAAACUCUGAAGAGUAGAUCAGUAUCACAGGUGAAGUUCCAUCCCAUCAGUCACCAGUUGGUGACAUGCAGUUGUGCACCCACCCUAUGUGAUUAUAGCACUGAAGUUGAGUUUAACUGCCAUGGAAACAUCAUAAGGAAUCCUGGGGUUUGUAGACUGGUGAAGCACUAGAGGAGCCUCUGGUUGAGAAUUCUAAAUAUCCCUCCCAAAACUGCAAGACCUAGGAUUUAGUAGGCAUUUAAAAUGGCACCAUAGUAUAGGUUGAGUUUCCCUUAUCAAAAAUAUUUGGGGACCCAAUAUAUGAUUUUGUAAUACCUACAUUUUCAAAUACAAACAUAAUGAGAUAUCUUUGUGAUGGGACCCAAGUCUAAACACAAAAUUCAUUUGUAUUUCGUAUACACCUUAAACACAUAGCAUGAAAGUAAUUUUAUGCAAUAUUUUUAAUAACUUUGUGCAUAAAACAAAGUUUGUGUACACCGGGACCAUCAAAAAACAAAGGUGCCACUGCCUUAGCCACCCAUGAAAAACUUUGAAGUGUUAGGAAGACAACGUGCUCUCUCGAUCCCUGUCCCUCUUGGCUAGCAGCUCAGGGGGGGACGGUCGUAACUACCAUGUUACACCACAUCUUUUAGGGAAGGGCGAUUUCCAUCCAGCUUGAAAUUGGCCACUGUAAAACUGCUGCUAAAAAAACCCUCCCUAAACCCCCUGAUUCGAAGCAAUUAUUGGCCUGUUUCGCUACUACCUUUCUUGGGGAAGAUGAUCGAGAGGGCAGUUGCCUUCCAACUUCAAUCGUUCUUGGGUGAUACGGAUUUUCUAGACCCAUUUCAAACUGGCUUCUGGGCG